AUGUUUGCGCCUGUUCCUGAAGCAGUUCCCUCUGUCACUGAUGCUCCUCCUGAAGCCACGACUGCAGCAGCUGCUGCAGCAAUAACUGUAGCAGGGACUGACGCUACAACUGUUCCCGCGAAAAUGGUUGAGCCAGACGCUAAAACCGAAUCUGAAGUUGCAGUUGGCGGCGAAACUAACUCUGGUGCUGGCAAUGAAACUAAGUCUGGCGGUGAUGCUAAGGUCGAUGCUAGUACUCUAGCUGGCCUAGUAGAGCAAGACGCGGUUAGUACCGGAGAGAAGACCGAUGCCGGAAAUAACACCGAUACGGCUGCUGUUAAAGCGGAUGCCCCGCCAAAGACCGAUGCGGCUGCUGUUGCGGAUAAAGCUGACGACAACUUAAACCCCGAUAAGGCGGGUGAUAUUGAGCCUCAGGCUGAGGUCGACGCUGCAGUCGCUGACGAUCCAUGGGCUGUAGACAUUGAACCAUCCGCUGCAACUGUCGAACCGGCCGCUACAUCUGUCCCACCAGCCGCUACACAGGGCGUGGAUGACGGGGAGGGCGAAAAGGAUGGGGAAGAAGGGGACGUGGAUAUCAUGGAUGUAGAUAGCAGUGCGCCGGUUGCUGGAGGUUGUGCGUCGCUUGCCGGAGGUGGUGCUUCGAUGAUACAAGGGAAUAAGGAUGCUCCUCCUCCUGCUGGUGCUGUGUUAUUGGGCCGUCUCGUUCGGAAGAGCUUCGGCGGCGUGCCGUACCUUGGGAGAGUGUUUCAUUACGACCGCGACGAGAAUUGGUACAAGGUUCGAUAUGAGGACGGUGAUGCAGAGGAUCUGGAGGUGUCUGAGCUGGAGCAGUUGCUGUUAUCGGAGGAAGAAGAAAAGGCUGUUAACGCGGACAUCGAGACCUGGUGA
Messenger RNA from Closterium sp. NIES-65, 888 nucleotides. The record is from the annotation of a GenBank genome assembly. Lineage: Eukaryota; Viridiplantae; Streptophyta; Zygnematophyceae; Desmidiales; Closteriaceae.